AUGUCGAAACUCUCAAUUAUUCUCUUGAUUUCCGCUGUUUGUAUCUUUUCGAUCAAUUGUGAAAAUUCAGUCAGUGGUAAGGUUUUUUUUCGGAACUAUGAAUUUUAAAAAACUUUAAAAAUAAAAAAAAUGAUAUUUUUCAGAAGCCAAUUAUUUGGAAGAGUUAACUGACUUUGGAAUUUCUGAAGAAACCGCACAAGGAAUUGUUGAUAUUACAAAGAAAGCCGCCACAAAAUCAACAGAUCCAAAUGAGACCGGAAAAACAAUUUUCGAAUCAAUUUUGAAGGAAACUAACAAUUAUGUGGCAGGACGUUCACCAAGUGAUCAAGAAGCUUAUGCAAAAUUCGUCGCAUCCAAGACAAAUGAAGCCGAAAGCGUUCAAGAAUAA
This is a messenger RNA of Caenorhabditis angaria, 388 nucleotides long. NCBI's taxonomy places the organism in Eukaryota, Metazoa, Nematoda, Chromadorea, Rhabditida, Rhabditidae. The record is from the annotation of a GenBank genome assembly.